Molecule: messenger RNA, 2800 nt
Organism: Colletes gigas
Lineage: Eukaryota; Metazoa; Arthropoda; Insecta; Hymenoptera; Colletidae
Gene: GCS2beta
Product: glucosidase 2 subunit beta
Exons: 2
Coding region: 177-1736 (519 amino acids)
Biological process (GO): N-glycan processing
Cellular component (GO): glucosidase II complex
Molecular function (GO): calcium ion binding; protein binding
Source: RefSeq, a predicted model, not a curated record
CAUAUCGUGCCUAUGGAAUAGGUGUAGGCGUGCACGAGUGUGCGUGCGUGUUCUGGCUCGUGUCCUACCGUUUCGAACCUCAAAAAUUGCUGGUUCUCGCCGGAAGAGUUAUUGGAGAGUUUUUCGCGGGUGAAAAGAUUCUGCCAACAGUAGCGGUAACAUUAUCGAGGAGAACGAUGAUGAACGAUCACGGUGUAUGCCUGGUACUUAUUCUGUCGGUCAAUCUGUUGAUUCUAUUGGGCCACGUAGCCGGUACUAAAGUGCUGCAAAUUCGUGGCAUACCUAACACGGAAAGUUCGUUGUACUCGCCGGACCGCGACUUCCAGUGCCUCGACGGGAGCCUGUUGAUACCGUUUACGCGCGUAAACGAUAAUUAUUGCGAUUGUGCCGACGGCAGCGACGAGCCCGGUACGCCCGCUUGCAGCAAUGGCUCAUUUUACUGCGAAAACACCGGUCACAAGUCCCAUUAUAUACCCACCACCUGGAUAAACGAUGGCGUAUGCGACUGUUGCGACGGCAGCGACGAGUAUCGUUCGAACAAGGAGUGUCCAAAUAAUUGCAACGAGCUCGGCAGAGAAGCCAGAAUAAAACAGCAGAAAGCGGAUGAUCUGGUCAGAGAAGGUAACAAAAUAAAGGCAGAGUUGAUCGCCAAGGGCAAACAACUGAAGAACGACUAUCAGAGUCGCCUGGUGGCGCUCAGAGCCGAUUACGAAGAAGCAGAGCUCGUGAAGAAGGAGAAGGAACUGUUAAAGACUCAAGCGGAGGAACGAGAAACAGCUGCUCUGGAGAAGUACAAACCAGCCGAACCAGAGCAACCUGCUGUGGAAGAAGGAGAGGAGGAGGAAGAAUUGCAAGAAUCGGAAGCAGAAGACUAUUUUAAACUUUUGGAUUCUGAUAAUAGCAAUACCGUAACGAUCAUGGAACUCAGAACCAGGGUAACGUUCGACAAAGACAAGGAUGGAGUUGUGACAGAGGAAGAGGCACUGUAUUUCUUGAACAACCAGAAGGAAGUUAAUCUCAGAGAGUUUAUCGACACUGUCUGGGCAAACAUCAAACCUUUCUUAAUGUUGGAGCAAGGUAUGUUCAAACGGGGUGAAUCUAACGAGGACUUAGAAGAGGCACACGAACCCGCGGAAGAGCUAGCGGAGCACGAUAAAGAGGAAGACGAGGGUGGCGAGCGAGAGGAGGCAACGGGCGAGGAGGAGGGAAAAGUCGAGGAACCUGUCGUUCAGUACGACGAAGAGACCCAAGCCCUGGUCGACGAAGCCACGAGCGCUCGAGAGAAUUUCCAGGCGGCGGAGAGAUCCGUGAACGAUUUGCUAUUAGAGAUUAGGAAGCUCGAAGAGAAAUUGGAUCGCGACUACGGCCCCGAUCAGGAAUUCGCGCUUCUGGACGGGGAAUGCUUCGAUUACACGGACUUGGAGUACGUCUACACGCUGUGCAUGUUCGAUAAAACGACGCAGAGAUCCAAGUCCGGUGGCAACGACAUCACCUUGGGCCAUUGGUACGACUGGGCCGGUCCUAAGGACCAAAAGUACUCCAAGAUGAAGUACCAAAGGGGGCUCACCUGUUGGAACGGCCCGGCGCGUUCCACGGUCAUUGAUCUAAGUUGUGGCAAAGAAAACAAACUGAUCUCGGUGACCGAGCCCAGCCGAUGCGAGUACAGCAUGGAAUUCUCUACACCAGCUCUGUGCAAUCUUAGCACGGAGUCCGUUGAUGCACACGACGAAUUGUAAAUCUCGUCACGCGAGACACACGAGACAGUGUAUGAUAUCAAAAGAUAAACCGUAAAUGUUGCAAGGAUCAAUAACGGCAGCCGUACAUUCAUCCAACGUCAGGGCUUGUUUCCACUUAUUCGUUUGUAAUGAACAAGAUACUUAAGAGAAGUCGAAGAUUCCAGUUCGUUUCACGUUGCCAGAGUUUCGUCAAAUUUGUUCAAUAUAAUCCCGGUGAUCGCAUUAUAUUUGCAGACUAUCGGUGUAAUUUCUAUAUCUUGUUCAUUUCAAGCUUUCUAAUACUUUCCGCGUGCCACUGCUGCACCUCGUUCGAUCGUAACGCAAUGCACGACAAAGAAAUUUCACACGGUAGACAUUUAAUUCUUAAGAUAAAAUUGUAAGAUUUCGCGAGCGCUUAACACACGUUACGGUUAAUUUAAGGAGUUGUAUGGUCGAGAUUAACGUCAUGUUUGUUUUACCGUCGACGAUAAGCACAACCGAUAAAGCCUCGGCGAGAGCCUGGCCCAUACCUUGCGCGUUACAUAAAGACAGAGUUUCCAUCGGACGACGUACUGCGAUCGGUUAUUCGUCCUUGGAGUAAACAAGCAAAUGGAAUUCGCCGCUGAUAACACGUUGGCAACAGUUAGCGACGAACUCGUCGUUUGCUUCGAAACAGUAGGGAAGAUCGUUGAAAGACAAUUUAAUAUCCGUGAUACGUGCAUUAAAAAUCGUUGUUACGCCGUCAUUGCCGAUAUUGGUGUCACCGUUAUAUACAUUCCUGAUCUUUUUGUACCAAGCAAAUUUUUAUGAAGCAAUCUCGAACGACACGAUCGAUCUACGUGAUCCUACGCGUGUUGAUAGAAAUCCUGUUGAAGGAAGCAUUUCUUUUUUUCGAAUAUUUAAAUACCGUCUGCGUGCGCGCACAUAUGUGUAUGUGUGUGUAACGUAGAAGACGUUUGUAUUAAUACUGUCGAUCAUCAAUCAGCGAAGGUUAUUUUGUAACUGUUUAAAGAUGCGCCGGGUGUACUGGUGUGUUGGUAUGCGGGUUCAAUAAAGAGAAAGAAAAAUCUGUUGUCGAACUGUAA